AUGUGCAUGAUCCAUUGGAAGGUAAAAACUGCCGAGCAGGACAGAGUGGGGGCAGUUGCUGGAGAGAUGUCCUCGAGGAGCCCCAGCCUUCCCGGGGCCCCGGUUCCGGCCCCACCUGCCAGGCCCCGGGCCGCCCCGCCCCCGCCGCGGCCGGCUUCCAUCCCCGGCCCCGCACCCCGCACUCGCCGCCACCGGGGGCCUGUCGCUCGCGGCUCCUGCGAGCGACCUGUUUCCGGUGGGGCAAGGGCGUCUCCGCCGCGGCCCAGCUCCGGCACACUCAGCAUCGCCGGCGGCGGCCAGAUGCAGGCGGAGCGAGGAGCUCGGGGCGGCCGCGGGCGCCGGCCGGGCCGCGACCGGCCGGGCGGGGACCGCGACCGCGAGCGGGCGGGAGCCGCAGCGGCGGUGGCGAGAGGCGGCGGGGACGGAGGCGGCCGCCGGGGUCGCGGUCGGGGCUUCCGCGGCGGCCGCGGAGGGCGAGGAGGAGGAGGCGCCCCGCGAGGAGGCCGCCGGGAGCCAGGAGGCCGGGGCGCCUGGGCCAGAGCGCCGGUUGAAGAUGACAGUGAUGCAGAGACCUUUGGAGAAGAGAAUGAGGAACAGGGAAAUUAUUCUAAAAGAAAGAUAGUCUCUAACUGGGAUCGAUAUCAAGAUAUUGAAAAAGAGGUCAAUAAUGAAAGUGGAGAAUCACAACGGGGGACGGACUUCAGUGUCCUCCUCAGCUCUGCAGGGGACUCAUUCUCUCAGUUCCGCUUUGUCGAGGAGAAGGAGUGGGAUGGUGAAGCGUCGUGUCCAAAACAGAAUUCGGCAUUUUAUGUGGACUGUGAGUCAUUGGUUCGCGCCCUUCAAGAACUGCCUCUCUCGCUCCGACUCAAUGUCGCUGCUGAAUUGGUCCAGACCACCCUUCCUUUAGAGCUUCCUCAGGUGAAACCAAAGAGAAAUGAUGAAGCCAAGGGACGAGGGAUGCAGUUAAAAGGGCCCUUGGGGCCUGGAGGAAGGGGGUCCGCUGAGCUGAAGUCUGUUGCUGCUGGCUGCCCCAUGUACCUGGGUAAAGAUAGCCCAGGUCCCACAAAGGGUUCCCGGGAACCCACUGGCCCACUGCAGUCAGCAGCAGGCCCCUUGGAGGAAGAGUUAGAUCUUCUGCUGAGUUUAGAUGCACCUAUAAAAGAGGGAGAGAACAUCUUACCAGACCAGACAUCUCAGGACCGAGGAUCUGAGAAAGAUGGGGAGGUGGCCCCAGAAGAAAAAGCUCCUGCAGAGCCCUCUGUGGUGGAAGAAAAGAACGUGGAACCGGAGCAAGCAAGUACAUCAAAAACUGUUACCGAGGAAGAGCUUGAAGACUGGUUGGACAGCAUGAUUUCCUAACGUAUAGAAAGAAAAAUGAAAAGAAGUGCCUGAAGCAAAUUUUGGUGGCCUUGUCAGCAAGGGCAGGCCCAAGGCUGUCCUUCCAGAACAGCUGGUUUACAAGCAUGCCCCAUGCCAGUGUGUUCCGUCAACGCUUGCCGCGGUACAGCCUACCUCUGUGUUCCACAACAUGAGACUAUACCUUUAAGAGGCUCCUUGCAUUUGUUCUCUGGCUUAGUGAUCUAGUAGAUCCCUUAAGGGCAGGGGAUGUUAGGGCUCUUGUUUCCAGCCUCCUUCCUUUCAAUGUUUACGGCAGAGCAGGUGCUGCUGAUAGACACAAGCAACAAGGCAUGCAUUUGGCCCAAAUAAAUGAACGCUGGUG
Messenger RNA from Lynx canadensis (Canada lynx), 1720 nucleotides. RefSeq names its product apoptosis and caspase activation inhibitor (gene AVEN). Gene Ontology annotation, biological process: negative regulation of G2/M transition of mitotic cell cycle. The transcript is spliced from 7 exons. Lineage: Eukaryota; Metazoa; Chordata; Mammalia; Carnivora; Felidae. The coding region runs from base 1 to 1359 and encodes 452 amino acids. The record is from RefSeq and is a predicted model, not a curated record.